Moneuplotes crassus is the source of this 981-nucleotide messenger RNA. NCBI's taxonomy places the organism in Eukaryota, Ciliophora, Spirotrichea, Euplotida, Euplotidae. The record is from the annotation of a GenBank genome assembly.
GACCAUUUAUGUUUGGGAAUAAAUCACAUCGACAAGUCAAAUUCAGAAACAUCAGUAUCAACAAAGAAACCCAGAGAACUCUCAAGCAGAUGGAAGCCGAUUCUGAUGACAACUCCAUAAGUGAUAGCGAUGAGAACGUGUAUGCAUUCAAACCCUCUAAAAACUUCAAUUCUCAAGGCAAGCCCUUCAUGAACAACACAAAACCAGCAAGCACAAAUUUCGGCAAAGAGUACAAAUUUACCAGAACUCUUAACGCAAAGGAUAUCUCUGAUAGUUCAAAUACACUCAGGAGGCACAAGAAAAGCAUCAGCCCAUGGAGGAAGAUUCUUGAGAUAAAUAAAAAGCACAAAAAUAAUCCAACUUGCUUAAAAUUAGGGACAAAAAUCUUAUCAGCAAGGUCGAGAUCGAGACAAAGCAAGAGACACUUCCAUACAGACAAAAUAUCAGAUAAGCUCUUCUUCCAAUGGCAGUCUGAACUAUGAAGACAUACUGAUUUAAGCCCGGUGAUUGACAAAAGUCCUCCUCUCGCUGUGACAAAGCCGAAAGCAUUUGCCUUUGAAUCAACGACCAGGGACAAAAAUAAUAUCAACAAGGAGCCUUCUGGUUUUGAUUCAAUAGAGAGAGUCAAAGUCAGUAAAUCUUCAAGAGUUGUUAAGAGACAAGAUAUGAAAGCCUUAAAACUCUCACCUGACGCUGAGCCUAAAUAAGCCAAAAUCAAGACAGAUAAAGACACGGCCAAAAAUCAUGACUGCCAGAGCGAGGAGCCGCAACUGUUUUUCAAAAGAACGGAAUAAUUGAAUUGUGACUUUUAAUUUGUGACCUAGACAAACUCCUUUAUACAAAAGAGAGAAGGAUAAAUUAAGCUACUUCCCAUCCAGAUGUCUCCCAAGAAGACCUUUCUCAGUCGAAGCUGAUGAGAGAAAGAAAAGUCCUAGAAAAGGAAAGUGCAAGAUACUGAAUAAUAUAUUCAUUUUUAAUUAA